GGAGGUCCCGGUCACUUGUACUUGUUAAAGAACAAAGUUGCCACUUUUGCCAAAGUGGAGAAGGAGGAAGAUAUGAUCCUCUUCUGGAAGAGGUUGAGCCGGCUGAUGAGUAAAGUCAAUCCGGAACCAAAUAUCAUUCACAUCAUGGGCUGCUAUGUUCUUGGAAACCCCAAUGGGGAGAAGCUAUUUCAGAAUCUGAAAAACUUAAUGAAUCCUUAUAGGGUUGCCUUUGAGUCUCCACUUGAACUCUCAGCUCAAGGUAAGCAAAUGAUCGAGACUUACUUUGACUUCCGCCUUUACCGCCUCUGGAAGACCCGCCAGCACUCUAAACUGUUGGAUUACGAUGACAUUUUAUGAGCUGGAGAAGACUUUGCAAGAGGAAGUUGAUCACCGGUGUCCAAGAAGUCAUGCUUAUUGCAGAGAGACUUUUUUAUUGGCACGGGGAGCCCUUCAAAGCCCUAUAGGAGGCAGCAGUGCUAAAGGGAGGGAAGAAGGAGCCCUCGGAAGUGUGUCAGGAGGCAAGUCUCCUGGGUCCAGAGAGACUGGAAGGAAAGGGUUUGACACCUCACUCGCCUCAGGUCAGAGCCGCGGUGUCUCAGGAGGAGCUGUGUGAAACGAGGACAGGAUGGAGUUCCUUGCAGAACUGAGCUGUUUUGGGUCAGAAUGGGCCAGAUUUGAUUCCAGGUCCUUUUAAAGACUUUUGAAGCUCAGGUUUUCUUACAAAAAAAAUAAAAUCAAUUACCCAUGCACUACGGUGAAGAAGUGCCCAGAGCACAGAGGAAGGAGGGGUUUGUACUGAUGGGACUUUCUGUGCUGGGGACCUUGGAGAGCAAGGACUGCUACACCUACUCCUGCAAGCUUAGGUCAAGAUGAUCAAGUUUCAAUGUGAAUAUAUACUGGAAUAUAGAAUUGAAAUCUAACUUUUGUUUUGUUUUGUUUAAUAGAAAAUAAGUGCAAUUUUUAUAGCGAGAGGGGUAAAAUCCCUCCCAAUAUUUAAUUAGUUAAAAAUAACACACCAGUAACCAAUAGAUGAGGUAUUUUUGGUCUGCUUGAAAAUAUAUUCAAAAAGGUAAUAUAUCUUCUGUAGACAUAUUUAAUCACCAGCAAACAUGAUUUUAA
Messenger RNA from Leptosomus discolor (cuckoo roller), 1119 nucleotides. The record is from RefSeq and is a predicted model, not a curated record. NCBI's taxonomy places the organism in Eukaryota, Metazoa, Chordata, Aves, Leptosomiformes, Leptosomidae.